CUCACAUCAAUCUGCGCUCAAAAAAGCGAUCGCAUAACAGCCUAGUGCAGAAACCAGGCGCACACCAAUCUGCGCUCGGAAAAGCUUGCGCAAGUACGUAGCGAGCCGCGCCAAUCCAAUCCAGAAGCCAAAGAAAAGGGGGGAAGUAAUGUGUGACACUAAGUUCAGAACUACCGACUUCAAGAAACUUCACGACUCCGGCGGUCAGUGGAGCUGCGAUUUGGAGUUGGUGCCGCCAGUGACUGACAACAUGAUCGACAGCCAUUUCGGCGAGUCGCACCGGCAGCUGCAUAAAGGCUGGAUGUUCAAGGAGGAAAGGUACAUUCGCCGGAUCGAGUAUUUGAUGUGCGGACAACCAACAGGGACCGAACUUGUGUUGCGCAGCAUAUGUUUGUGCUCGAUGAAAGCUGGCCACUACAAGCAAGUCGUAGCGCUUGCUAAAGGCGGAGCAGGGGCCGUCGUCCAAGCAUACUGCGAUUGCGUUGCUGGUCAAAGCCAAAGGUGCCAGCAUAUAGCUGCAUUGCUGUUUGCCAUACGAAGUAUCCAGAGGCCGUCUUGUACGAGUGUCCCGUGCAGAUGGAUGGCACCAACACAAGGACAAAACCAUUUGCUGACCAAACCCUUGGUGGACAUCACAUUUAAGAAACAUGUGAUUAACAAGACGGUGCCCGUUAAGGCUAAGCGACAACUUCCUCCUCAUUUGAGAACAGCUGGGCAGGCUGGGCUGUUGAAGUUCAGGAGUGCGAUUGCAACACAUGCACCUGAGCUGGUGUGGAACCGUUACACAGAGAGGCCAGCACCAGUGAGAAAUGCGAGCCCCAUCAACGACACAGAGGACAUGAAUUCGCAGAAGUGCCUCACAUUGAUCGAUGAAUAUUUCAAGGAGCAGGUGUCGCUCACAGCUACCGAGAGGGCAGAUAUCUGUGCAAAGACUGUAGGCCAGGAUAAGAACCCUCUAUGGUUCACAGAAAGAACCGGGAAGCUAACUGCUUCAAAGUUCCGCAGAAUACUGCACUGCCUGAAGCCAGAAGGGCUUGUUAAAGAAAUACUUUAUCCUCGCAAAGAAAUAAUGAAGAGUGGUGACCCCAGGCUCUACGGAAUACAAAAUGAAGCAAAAGCAGUUCAAAAAUAUCUAGAAUUCAUGCAGCUAUAUGACAAAAAUAUAGAUGUCCUGGAAACAGGAUUACAUAUUCAUGAAUUGCAUUCUUUCAUCGCCGCAUCGCCCGAUCGCCUGGUGAGAGAUGGCAGUGAGGAUGGCCUUCUAGAAGUGAAGUGCCCCGCUUCGAAAGCUGGCCAAAGAGUUGUCGACGCCUGCGCUGACAAAGGUUUUUACUUGGCAGUAACUAAUGGUGAGGUCACCCUGAAGAAAGACCAUUAUUAUUACUACCAAGUACAAGGACAGAUGGGAGUCGCGAAGAAGCCAUGGUGCGACUUUGUAGUCUUCACAGAUCAUGCUGACCUGCAAGACUGCAUAUCAGUGGAACGUAUAUAUUUUGACGCAGAAAUUUGGAAAGACAUACUUCAGGGCCUCGUGUACUUCUAUAAGGCUGCUAUUAUUCCAGAACUCAUGACACGACGUAUCCGACGCCUUGGAUUUCUUUACACUACAGGUGCAGGCUACGUGUCCUUCAAAAAGUAUGCUGUGGGGUUUUAUCUAGUUGACCAUUGUGAUGAGGACCAUCUGAAGAUGACUAUCAGAAGGCUGACACACACAUAGUGCGUUCCUUUGCAUCAUAAAACUUUAUUGCAUGAUGACACCUUUUAGGUGCUCCGAAACAGCAUGGCUCACCCGCUGCUGCUGUUUGUGCAGGUUGGUUCCCCAUCCACAGACUGCUGUUACCAUAGUGACAAUAGAUUUUUAGUUGUCCUGCCGUGCCCUGGUAGGCUUCAUUGCAUUGCUAUUGACUGUUGGUCCGUGCUGAUGCUGUUGAUGUCGGGAGACAUAGAAGAAAACCCCGGGCCUAAGACAGCUGAACUGUUACAGACGAUUAUUGAUAAUCAAGCCGCGUCUGACUGCCGGUUGACUAAUAUCAGCAAGGAUAUUGGUCAACUUAAUGAAAAGACUGAUAGACUGACUGAUUCCUUGGCAGUGAUACAAGAAUUGAACAAAAGAAUUGAAUAUCUUGAGGUAACAGUUCAGCAACAGGCCAGGAAACUGACUGAAUAUGAAAACUAUAGUCGUCGUAACAAUCUGCUGGUUUUUGGUGUUUCUGAAAAAAUCGGCGAUUCAGAGACGGAGUUAAAGGCAGCUGUCAUAGAUAAAAUUUUUCACGAUACGCUGGGAGUUGAAGUAAAAACCGUCGAAAAAAUUCAUCGUAUAGGGAAAAAGAACAAAGAACGACCUAGGCCAAUUAUUAUGAAAUUUUAUGACAGCAGAGAAAAGCAACAAGUGCUAAAGAACUGCAAUAAACUGAAAGGACAAUCGGUUAGUGUAAGCAAUGAUUAUGCAAAGGAAACGGUAGCGGUGCGAAGGAAGUUGUGGGAAAGUGCCUCUGCUGAAAGGGCGCAGGGCAAGAAAGUCUUUUUGAUCGACGACAAGCUCAAAAUAAAUGACAAGUUAUACACAUGGGACAACGAGAAGAACGCACGCUCGCUCCUGAACUCCCGAGAUAAGUUCAAGCAACGCACUAGAAAAGCAGGCAACUCGCAUGAUGGCUCUGACACCUCGGAUAAUUCCGGCGAAUCAAUGCCUGAACUCACCCCGUCAUAGCUACGAAUCUUAUCUUUGAAUGCUCGUAGCCUUUUUAACAAAGUAACCGAAUUAGAAUAUGUAUUACUGACAGAAAGUCCACACGUACUCGUCGUAAGCGAAACAUGGCUAAACAACGGUGUGCCUAGUCACUGUAUGGUACCCCCAAAUUACCAGAUGUUCAGAUGGGACAGGGAUACUCGUGGUGGGGGUGUUGCAAUCAUUGUCAAAAGAUCUAUAGAUGCAGUAACGGUCGAGUGCACUUUGCCUGAAACAGUUUGGUGCAAAAUUACUUAUGCGAGUGUUACUUACCUUGUUGGUGCAGUGUAUAGGCCGCCUGCCACUUCACCAGAGUUUUUGGAUGACCUUAAUAUGUUCUUAUGCACUCACUUGAACCGUACCACCAGACUAAUAAUGACCGGAGAUUUUAAUUUGCCAAGCAUCAACUGGGACAGACUGAUACCUGGGAACGUUGAAAUUUCUAGUUCCGAAGCACUGCUGCAAAUAAUGUUUUCGCACAAUCUUAAACAAAUCGUGGAAGAAGACACGAGGGUAACACUCGAAUCCCGGUCACUUUUGGACUUGGUGUUUCUCUCGGGCAGAGUGGGUGACUAUACUGUGUCUGUUAAAGACGGGAUAUCUGACCAUAAAAUGGUUUCUGUGCACAUUCCGAUCAGAACAAACACUCGUGGCCAACCCUUUGUACCUGUGCAAUUUAAGGCUUAUAGGCAGGCAGACGACACAUCCAUUCAAGAUUUUCUAGAAAUGUCAUAUAGUGAAUUCGAACUUGCCUGCGAUUGUGAACCAGUUGAAGAUCUAUGGCUACGUUUCAAGAAUAUCAUAAAACAUUGCGUUGACAGAUUCAUUCCAACUCGACAAAAGAAAAUAAAACCCCGUAACCCUUGGAUUAAUCGACCUAUUAUACACAUCAAGCGCAAGAUAAAGAGGCUGCGCAGGAGAAAAGACAGCUCAGCUGAGGUAUCGAAAUUACGAAAGAGUUUAAAAACGGCUCUGAUGGAAUCAAAAGAGCAAUUUUUUAAUAAAAAACUAUGUAGCUUCGUUAAAACGGCACCUCGGAAGUUUUGGCUUUACCUUAGUGGCAACAAAGAGGAAAUAAAUAGAAUUCAAAUUAGUGACAACAUAGUAACAGAAAAAACAAAAAUAGCAGAUCAUUUCAAUAACUUUUUCCAGUCUGUUUUUUCUAAACCAAGCAAUGACGACUUUGACGCGUACCCGCCUUCCUCCCUCUCAUGUUCGAUGGAAGACCUGGUCGUGACUCAGGCCGGCGUGUUUAAUCAAUUGUUACUUUUGGAUUCAAAAAAGGCUAGCGGGCCGGAUGGGAUUCCAACCCAGUUUUUAAAGCGAUACGCUGAGUGGAUAUCAUUUUUCUUGACAAUAAUCUUUACAAAGUCCCUACACACUAACUCGUUGCCACAAGAUUGGCGGUGCGCAGUCGUAACACCUGUUUUUAAAAACGGCGACCGACUACUCGCAAAUAAUUAUCGCCCAAUUUCCCUGACAAGUAUCAGCUGUAAACUAUUAGAACAUAUCAUAAGUAAACAUAUACUAACUUUCCUCGAGGAUAACGCGUUCUUUUAUCAGUAUCAGCACGGAUUCCGAAGAGGGCUAUCUACCAUAACACAGCUCAUAGAAACGAUACAUGAUUUUAGUUCAGCCAUAGAUGCCCAAGAACAAAUAGAUGUCAUUUGCGUAGAUUUUGCAAAAGCAUUUGACAAGGUUCCACACAGUAAAUUACUUUUCAAGUUAUACAGAGCAGGAAUUAGCGAAACCAUUCUUAAGUGGAUUAAAGCCUAUUUGAACAAUCGCAGGCAGGUUGUGCAUGUGGAUGAUUGUUUUUCUUCUACACUAGAAGUACUUUCUGGCGUUCCUCAAGGAUCGGUUUUAGCUCCAUUACUGUUCCUAAUUUAUAUUAAUGAUAUUAACGAGGUUACCGAAUCUCCCGUAGAAUUGAAGCUUUUUGCAGACGACUGUUUAAUUUAUUCUCGAAUAACACAAGCUACCGACCAAAUUAGAAUAAACCGUGUCCUUCAUUCCUUGCAUCUUUGGUGCGAAAAAUGGGACAUGGAAAUUAAUUACACAAAAUCAACUUUUACGCAUAUAACUAAUAAGAAGACUGUGCAGCUAUUUUCUUAUAAUAUUGGAAAAAAUAAUCUAAAAAAUGUUGAUACCUUCAAGUAUUUAGGUGUUACAAUUGCACAUAAUCUGCAGUGGCAUAAACAUAUUAAUAAUGUGUGCUCGACAGCUUCCCAAAAACUUUACUUUCUGCGGAAGAAAUUGGAACAUGCAACAAAAGAUGUCAAGCUGAUAGCUUACAAAACAUUCAUCCGCCCAUCCUUGGAGUACGCUUGUGUUGUCUGGAGCCCGCACCAAAAAGUCCUAAAAGAUAAACUGGAGCGAAUUCAAAGAAUGGCCGCUCGUUUUAUUUCGUCAAGAUACAGAAGAAGGGAUUCAGUGACGGAAAUGCUGAACUCAUGUGGGCUCGAGUCACUUGAAAAUCGAAGGAAAAAAUCAAGACUAAAGCUUUUAUUUCAAAUAAUUCAAGGGCACUUUAAGAUUAAAUCAAAUAGAUAUAUUCAGCCUCCGGGAAAACGGAGCGCGAGAACAAACCACACACGAUCCAUCAAGCCUUACGAGUCACGUGUUGAUGCUUUUCGUUUUUCAUUUUUUCCUGAUGUGAUCGAAAUUUGGAAUGGUUUGCCUGUUGAAGUUGUCGAGCAAUCGGACGUGCACAAGUUCGAACGUUCUAUCGACAUCUUUUGUCAGGAGCACCCAACUUGAUGAUUAUGAUAUAUGAAUUUUGUAUGUUGUGCAAAAUUGUACAUUGUUGUACAUUGUAUUCCCUCCCUGUAACGACCCUCAAGCGAGGGUCAACAGUAUCAAUAAAUAAAUAAAUAAAUAAAUAAAUAAAUAUACCGCAUGCUUUCGUGUUCUAUUA
Molecule: messenger RNA, 5645 nt
Organism: Dermacentor albipictus
Lineage: Eukaryota; Metazoa; Arthropoda; Arachnida; Ixodida; Ixodidae
Molecular function (GO): zinc ion binding
Source: RefSeq, a predicted model, not a curated record